CCCGGCAGGAACCUGAAACCCGCGCGCCUCGCGGGGGGGGGCACGCGAGGCUCUUUGCUUCCAACAGCCCUGAGCAUUCACGAGGGAGAAAAGGUCACAGAGAAGCCAAGUGACCCCUCCGAGGUCACACAGCCGGGGAAGGCGUUUCGCUCCCGUCCGCAGUGGCUCUGGACGCCGCCUCCUCCCGGCAGCCCUCCGGAAUCCAACAACUGUGAGCCUGGUGGGGGUGUAGGUGCAGCCCCCGCCAGAGCUGAGCACUCGGAGCCUCGGAGCUUCCUCGGUCCCUUUAAACUGGUGAUUCGAGCAGUCUGGGGUUCCCAUGACAACGACGGCGGAUGGGGGACCCGGGCGGGGUCCGGUCGGAGCGCAUGCGCGGUGCGCGCCCGACGCAGCACGUCUUCCCGAGUCGCCGGCGCUGCUGUCGCGGGGUCCCUGAACCGCGGGCGGCCCCGGCUCCCUGCGCUCGGCCAUGGCCCCCCCCGCUCCGGUGCAGGCUCCCGAGGUCGCUGCCGCCGUGGCUGCUGCUGCUGAGCGUGGCGCUGCUGGGUUUCCAGGCCCGCGCCGAGCCCGCCGCCGGGAGCGCCGUCCCCGCGCAAAGCCGUCCGUGCGUGGACUGCCACGCGUUCGAGUUCAUGCAGCGCGCCCUGCAGGACCUUCGGAAGACGGCCUACAGCCUGGACUCGCGGACGGAGACCCUCCUGCUGCAGGCCGAGCGCCGGGCCCUGUGUGCCUGCUGGCCUGCCGGGCGCUGAGGAUCCUCAGACACCGCUGUUCCUCAUCAAUAAACACCCGGCCCAGCA
Molecule: messenger RNA, 800 nt
Organism: Zalophus californianus (California sea lion)
Lineage: Eukaryota; Metazoa; Chordata; Mammalia; Carnivora; Otariidae
Gene: NICOL1
Product: chromosome 2 C4orf48 homolog
Exons: 5
Coding region: 336-752 (138 amino acids)
Source: RefSeq, a predicted model, not a curated record